CAUGGCCAACAUCGCGGUCCAGCGGAUCAAACGGGAAUUUAAAGAGGUCCUUAAAAGCGAAGAGACGAGUAAAAACCAAAUCAAGGUGGAUUUAGUGGAUGAGAAUUUCACAGAGCUAAAGGGCGAGAUCGCCGGACCGCCAGAUACGCCUUAUGAAGGUGGCAGAUUUGAGCUAGAAAUUAAAAUUCCAGAGACAUAUCCAUUUAAUCCUCCAAAGGUUCGGUUUAUAACGAAGAUCUGGCAUCCCAACAUCAGCUCAGUAACAGGUGCCAUUUGUUUGGACAUCCUGAAGGACCAGUGGGCAGCGGCGAUGACUCUACGAACAGUCUUACUGUCACUACAGGCUCUUCUGGCCGCCGCUGAACCAGAUGAUCCGCAGGACGCAGUAGUUGCCAAUCAGUAUAAACAGAACCCAGAGAUGUUCAAACAGACGGCUCGACUCUGGUCACAUGUGUACGCAGGAGCUCCCGUCUCCAGCCCAGACUACACUCGCAAAAUAGACAAACUCUGUGCGAUGGGCUUUGAUAAAAACGCCGUAAUAGCAGCGUUGUCGUCGAAAUCCUGGGACGUGGAGUCAGCGACAGAACUGUUGCUUAGUAAUUGAGUCCAACCUGAGGGGCCAAAGCACCUUAUCUGACACAAUCCCACCCCCAAUCUCCUCCUCCUCCUCCUCCUCCUCAGUCCACACUACCUUCAUCUCUAUGAAUCUCUUUUUCUUUAUCCAUCUUUUACCAUUCCUCUGUUCGGAACAGUUCAUCCCAAACUGAAAAUGCUGUUAUCUUUAUGUUGUUCUAAACUUGUGUUCUGCAAGGAGACAUUCAGCUGAAUGUUCACGCUGCUCUGUAUCUGUGCACAGAACGUGGCUGGUGAGUGGGCAGUAAAAACCUCCACCCGUUUUCCUUGUUUAAUGCAGAUUGGUAUGGAAGCUUGUUUCCGCCAUGAAAUAAAAACAAUUAAUUCGGACUUUGUUUUUCACAGUUAUGUAAACUGAAGUCAGAACUGCGAGAUGUAAACUCUGAAUUAUUUUUUUCCCUUGCAAUUCUGAGUUUAUAUCUCGCAAUUAUAAUUUUUUUCCUCUAAAUUGAGUUCAUACCUUUCCAUUUUGAGUUGUAUCUCAUAAUUCAGAGUUUAUAUAUAUCAUAG
Sinocyclocheilus grahami is the source of this 1143-nucleotide messenger RNA. Its product is annotated as ubiquitin-conjugating enzyme E2 K-like. The record is from RefSeq and is a predicted model, not a curated record. The coding region runs from base 2 to 604 and encodes 200 amino acids. NCBI's taxonomy places the organism in Eukaryota, Metazoa, Chordata, Actinopteri, Cypriniformes, Cyprinidae. The transcript has 7 exons. Gene Ontology annotation, molecular function: protein binding.